Lagopus muta (rock ptarmigan) is the source of this 2581-nucleotide messenger RNA. RefSeq names its product PGAM family member 5, mitochondrial serine/threonine protein phosphatase (gene PGAM5). The coding region runs from base 39 to 977 and encodes 312 amino acids. The transcript has 6 exons. The record is from RefSeq and is a predicted model, not a curated record. Lineage: Eukaryota; Metazoa; Chordata; Aves; Galliformes; Phasianidae. Gene Ontology annotation, biological process: positive regulation of mitochondrial fission. Gene Ontology annotation, cellular component: mitochondrion.
GGUGCGUGGGAGCGAGGCACGCGGCCGCCGCCCGCGCCAUGUCGUUCCGCCGCGCCCUGGCGUUGGCCGCCUGCGGGCUGGCCGGCGGCUCCGCGCUCUUCUCCGCCGUGGCCGUGAGCAAGCAGCCGGCCCGCGGGGACGCCGAGCCUCGCCCGGGGGGCUCCGCCGCCGCUCCCCCCGCUCCCGCCGCGCCGCAGGGCUUGCUGCUGCUGCCGCCCGCCGCCUCCUGCCCGCCGGGCCCAGGUUGGAUCGAGCGGCCCGCGGGCGGCGGCGGCUUCUGGGACAGCAACUGGGACCGGCGCGAACCGCUGGCUCUCAUCAACCUCAAAAAGAAGAACGAGGAGACGGGGGAGGAGGAGCUGAGCUCCCGCCUGGAGCACUGCAGGGCGAGGGCCACCCGCCACAUCUUCCUCAUCCGCCACUCGCAGUACAACCUGGACGGCCGUGCCGAUAAGGACAGGACGCUGACCCCGCUGGGUCGAGAGCAGGCUGAGCUGACGGGACACAGACUAGCAAGCUUGGGAUUAAAGUUUAAUCAGAUCAUCCACUCCUCCAUGACCAGAGCAACUGAAACAACUGAAAUUAUAAGCAAAUACCUCCCAGGUGUCAAAAAAAUUAGUACUGAUCUGCUGAGAGAGGGAGCACCUAUAGAACCGGACCCUCCUGUCUCCCACUGGAAACCAGAAGCUGUGCAGUAUUAUGAAGAUGGAGCUCGAAUUGAGGCUGCAUUUCGAAACUUCAUUCAUCGAGCUGACGUAAAGCAGGAGGAGGACAGCUAUGAGAUCUUUGUCUGUCAUGCCAACGUGAUCCGCUAUAUUGUCUGCAGAGCACUGCAGUUUCCCCCUGAAGGCUGGCUGCGAAUGUCUCUUAACAAUGGCAGCAUCACUCACUUGGUGAUACGGCCAAAUGGGAGAGUGGCCCUUCGAACGCUGGGUGACACAGGUUUCAUGCCUCCAGAUAAAAUCACACGCACCUGAGGAGUGAAGGUGCUGGCUGCCUCUGGACUCUUUGCACUCAUACACUCAGCUACAGUACCACUAGAUUUUUAUAUGUUGUGAUGCUGUCUUAAAAAUGUCCUUCAGCCCCUUUGCCUCCUUCAUGCGCACUCAUAUCUGCCUUCCAGUAAAGAAAAGAACUCUAGGCCUGAAGCUGUCCUGUCCUCAGGUAUUCCUCAGAGCUCAAAGCUGAGCUGUGGAAUACAAAAAGAGUGAAUGUCUGUGUGCUCAGCAGCUGCAAGAGCACCGACUUUUUAUUCCCCUGUGAAUUCCUAUAGCCAAAGCUUGCUCCUGUGGAUAUUUUUCUUGUGCAGGAAAAUAAUUGCUAUGGGAACUGUAUGAACAGCCUUGUAUUGCACACUGCAGCUGAAGAUGUGCCAGCUUGUUUCAGCUGUUGCAGAGGAAGUGGCAAAAUGAAGGUGUUCUGCUGUUGACAGGAGAAAGGGUUAAGGCUUCUAUUCUCAUAAGCUGAGGAGGAUGUACGUUUUUGUUGUGUCACUGUUCCACUCUGCCCUGAGAAGCUCAUGUAAACUGUGCCUGAAGGUUGUAGGCAUAAAGAGGGUAAGAAAACAUUUGCCUCAGAGCUGUGGUGCUAGCAUUAACUGCUGCUUAUACUGAGUGUUCCUCCAUCCUCAGGAAGUACUUUAAACUAUUCUGAACGUUAUUUUCUCAGCCUCAUAAAGCCUUGCAUUAAAACUUGAUCUGUAGAAAGAUGUAGGGAUGGGAUUUGUAGCAGUAAGACAAAAGCAAUGUAAAGCAGUUUUAUCUGCACAUUCUUCUCGUUACUUUUAUAUUUACAAGGAGUAAACUUUUUUCCUUUGCUUUCUCCCAUGGAUUUCUAUUUGUGGAUUCCUUGCUUUUGGUGUAGAGAAAUAGCAGCACUGAAUUCAGGGCAGUAGUACUUCAGGUCACAGGUUCUUCAGGAUUGGGGCAGACAGCUGCUUAAAACUGCAGUUACCCAAAUGACAGGGCGUCUCUGGUCUGGCUUCUCUAGGCCAGAGCUUCGUGUAACCACCAGGCAAAUGCCUUAUGCUGAGCUAAGGUGCUCCUUUCAGUGGCUUUGGCACAGCUGGACUUGUGUAGGAAGAAUAGAGGUGGCUGAGAAUAGGUAGCAUUUUUGAGAGGAGGGCUCAGAAGCAUUUCAUCUUACCGGUGUUUGAUUAGCUCACAGUGCCUGUAAUGCUGAAAAGUUCUGUAUGCAUGGUCUGCUGUGGUGAUUGAUUGUGCACACACUGCAGUAUGGUGGACAUAAAUAAGGUGUUUUAUUGUCUAUAGAUUUUUCUUAUCUUCAAAAAUCUUAGAGGAAACCCCAGGCUGGCUCCUGUCAGAGCUGUGAAGCGUGAUUGUGGCACACCACCCAGCAAGACAAGGCUCAAUGUCUUGUUUCUUACAGGACUGCUACAUCAGAAUGACUCCAAGGGAACUGGGGCUCAUGGGGAAUAAAAUAUGGUCGUUGUAGUGCAGCUUGUGGGGGCAGCAGGAAACCGUUGUGAUGUCUGUCUCAUUGAUGCAAUGAGAAUAAUUUAUCAGGUUUUUUGUCUAUUAACUUUUUAAACGUUUUGAAUAAAAUAACUGGUCUGUCUUUC